Messenger RNA from Arabidopsis thaliana (thale cress), 928 nucleotides. RefSeq lists its product as uncharacterized. The record is from RefSeq and is marked reviewed. Bases 97 to 780 code for a protein of 227 amino acids. The transcript has a single exon. NCBI's taxonomy places the organism in Eukaryota, Viridiplantae, Streptophyta, Magnoliopsida, Brassicales, Brassicaceae.
UAUAGCCAAUGGCCUAAUGAUGCUGUGAACAAAAACUCACAAGAAAAAAAAAAAAACUCACAUUUUUGUGUUUCAGAGAUAUUUAAAGAAAAAAAGAUGGAAAUCACUAAGUUGCUUGUGGUGAUUAUCGUUGGACUAGUGAGUGCCAAUGUUGGCGCGAGGCAACUCCAAGGACUUUUCGAAAACACAAAAUUGUUGGAUCCAAAAUUCGAUGGUGAGCCAAUUUGUGCCGCUGGGGGAGGUGGAGGUGGUGGUGGAGGAGCUAGUGUUGAAGGUGGUACCGAAAAAGGUAUCGACGAUAAUGCAAACGGGUACGGAGAUGGGAAUGGAAAUGGGAAUGCGCAUGGACGCGCCGACUGUCCCGGAGGCAUAGUUGUUGGAGGUGGAGGUGGUGGUGGAGGCGGAGGUGGAGGCGGUGGCGGUUCUGGCGGCAGUAAUGGUAGUUUCUUUAAUGGCAGUGGCAGCGGUACUGGCUAUGGUAGUGGUGAUGGUAGAGUCAGUAGCAGUGGUGAGUAUUCAGCAAGUGCAGGUGGGGGAGGCAGUGGUGAAGGUAGUGGCGGUGGUGGUGGCGGUGACGGUAGCAGCGGCAGCGGUAGUGGAAGCGGAAGUGGAAGUGGAAGUGGAACUGGAACCGCUAGUGGCCCUGAUGUGUAUAUGCAUGUAGAAGGUGGUGGAGGCGGUGGUGGAGGUGGUGGCGGCGGAGGCGGUGGUGGUGUUGAUGGUAGCGGAAGUGGCAGUGGUAGUGGGAGCGGUGGCGGAAGCGGCAAUGUCUAUCAUUGAAGUUGAAAUAGUAUCUAGUAUUAUGUGUGUCCUUAUUCUAAGCUUCUAUAUAUAACAUUCUUAUUCGAUCUUCGUCUUAUGUGUGAUAUGUUCAUUGAAUAUCAUAAUAUGUUGGUCGCAUAUUCACAAUUUUAUAUGUUUGUGUAUU